CUCCAUCCGAAAAAAAAAAAAAACGAUGACUGUCACAGUGUGAAUGGUGGAUGCUCUUCACUCACUCGUUUUAGUUUCUCUCUCUUUCUGUCACGGUCAUCCAUUAACAGUGUCCAACUCCAUAUCUAUGUUCAUUCACUCUUCCUCUUCUAAUUACAACAAUUAAUCAAUUAAAUAAACGAUUCCGAACCUCGCUCACUGACUCACUCGCUGACUCGCUAUUUGGGAAUUGAAUGAUAGUGUUUCCGAAUGGACCCUCCUCUCAUCAACGAUUCCACAUUCUCCCCCGCUUAUUCUCUCGCCGAGAUUUGGCCAUUCUCUUCCUCUGCAGAACCACAAAUGCCUAUUCCCUUUCCCCAUCUCCCAGAUGCCUCCGCCGAGGACUCCACCGUCACCGACCACAGCGCCACCGCACCAAAUCACUCCAAGAGGAAGCGCCUCUCCUCCGAUGAACACUGCUCCAAGAUUCUCUCCACUACCACCACUGCUAAUGACUUGAAUGAUUCUGGCGAUAAACGGAUGAAAUUAGGAGGGUCAAGUGUUGAAAAUGAUAGUUUGAAAGCUGAGGCAGAAGCUAGUUCAACGGCUGCUAUCAAAUCAGUUGAACAAAGCACUAAACCUUCAGAGCCACCUAAGCAAGACUAUAUUCAUGUGAGAGCAAGAAGGGGUCAAGCUACCGAUAGCCACAGUCUAGCAGAGAGAGCAAGAAGAGAAAAGAUCAGUGAGAGGAUGAAAAUUCUUCAGGACUUGGUCCCGGGGUGCAACAAGGUAAUCGGUAAAGCGCUUGUCUUGGAUGAGAUAAUCAAUUACAUACAGUCGUUGCAGCGUCAGGUUGAGUUCCUUUCAAUGAAGCUUGAAGCAGUUAAUUCAAGAGUGAACAUGAGCCAUACUAUUGACGGGUUUCCUUCAAAAGAUGUUGGUGCUCAGCCAUUUGACGUUGCUGGGAUGAUAUUUGGAUCACAGGCAGCAAGGGGGUAUGCUCAUGGAUCACAUCCUGGAUGGCUGCAUAUGCAGCUAGGUGGUGGUUUUGAUAGAACAUAAUUCAAGGAACAUAAUGCUAAAAAUUGGGAAUGACAAACCAGUCAGUGGGAC
Abrus precatorius (Indian licorice) is the source of this 1092-nucleotide messenger RNA. RefSeq names its product transcription factor bHLH79-like. Gene Ontology annotation, biological process: regulation of DNA-templated transcription. Lineage: Eukaryota; Viridiplantae; Streptophyta; Magnoliopsida; Fabales; Fabaceae. The record is from RefSeq and is a predicted model, not a curated record. Gene Ontology annotation, cellular component: nucleus. The coding region runs from base 250 to 1041 and encodes 263 amino acids. The transcript is spliced from 6 exons. Gene Ontology annotation, molecular function: protein dimerization activity; DNA-binding transcription factor activity.